Messenger RNA from Raphanus sativus (radish), 2170 nucleotides. RefSeq names its product pentatricopeptide repeat-containing protein At3g50420. Gene Ontology annotation, molecular function: protein binding; RNA binding. Gene Ontology annotation, biological process: RNA modification. Lineage: Eukaryota; Viridiplantae; Streptophyta; Magnoliopsida; Brassicales; Brassicaceae. The transcript has a single exon. The coding region runs from base 32 to 2170 and encodes 712 amino acids. The record is from RefSeq and is a predicted model, not a curated record.
AAAGUCCACUGUGUUAACAACCUUAGCUUCUAUGCCACUGAGCGAAGUAGCAUCUUCCGUCGUCGAACUCACACGCAGAUGCGUUUCGACCACCGCGCUAAAACGGGCGCGUCAGCUCCACGCUCUCGUCCUCACCGCCGGCGCAUCUCACGGCUCCCCGUACGCAAGCAACAACCUCAUCUCGAUGUACGCGAGGUGCGGCUCUCUGGAAACAGCGCGGAAAGUGUUCGACACAAUGCCUCAGAGAAACGUUGUCUCUUACAACGCGCUCUGUUCAGCGUAUUCCCGGAACCAGAGCUACGCGGGUUACGCUUUCGCUCUGAUAACACGUAUGGCGUCCGAGUCCUUGAAGCCCAACAGCUCGACUUUCACUAGCUUAGUGCAAGUCUGUGCCUUGCUUGAGGAUGUUUGGAUGGGAUCGCUGUUGCAUUCUCAGAUCAUAAAGCUUGGGUUUUUAGACAAUGUGGUUGUCCAGACAUCGGUUUUGGGGAUGUACUCCAGCUGCGGGGAGUUAGAGUCUGCGAGGAGAGUCUUUGAGUGUGUAGAGGGGGGUGGAGAUGCGGUGGUUUGGAACAGUAUGAUAUCCGGGAGCUUGAGAAAUGAUGAGAUUGAAGAAGGGCUUGCGCUGUUUAGAACCAUGUUGAUGUCUGGUGUUGAACCAACGCAGUUCACGUAUUCGAUGGUGCUCAGUGCUUGUAGUAAGCUGGGAAGCUAUUCAUUAGGGAAACUGAUUCAUGCCCGGAUAAUAGUCUCGGAUGGUUUAGCUGAUUCAGUUGUAGAAAACGCUCUUCUUGACAUGUAUUGUAGUUGUGGGGAUAUGAAAGAAGCGCUCUUUGUGUUUGAGAGGAUUCAGAACCCAAAUUUGGUUGCGUGGAACUCGGUUAUCUCGGGUUGUUCAGAGAAUGGAUUUGGAGAGGAAGCGAUUCUUAUGUAUGGAAGGUUACAGAGGAGGUCCACACGAAGGUCAGAUGAAUAUACUCUCUCUGCUGUUAUAUGUGCGACAGGGGAAACAGAGAGGUUCGUUCAUGGAAAGAGUCUCCAUGGACAGGUAAUGAAAUUAGGAUAUGAAAGGAGUGUUUUUGUUGGAACAACGCUCUUGUCAAUGUACUUCAAGAACGGGGAAGCUGAAUCUGCUCGGAAGGUGUUUGACGUGAUUACAGAGAGGGAUAUUGUUCUGUGGACUGAGAUGAUGGUAGGGCAAUCCAGAGUAGGAAACAGUGAGUGUGCCGUGCAAGUCUUCGUUGAAAUGUACAGAGAAAACAAUAGGACUGAUGGGUUUUCACUGAGCAGUGUCUUAGGAGCAUGUUCAGACAUGGCAUCGCUAAGACAAGGUGAAGCGUUCCAUUCCCUUACCGUGAAGACAGGAUUCGAUAGUGCUAUGACGGUAUGUGGAGCCCUAGUAGACAUGUACGGGAAAACCGGAGAAUACGAUGCUGCAGAAUCAGUGUUCUCUCUAGUUACAAAUCCAGAUUUGAAAUGCUGGAACUCAAUGCUAGGAGCUUAUAGUCAGCAUGGAAUGUUGGAGAAGGCUCUGAGUUUCUUUGAACAGAUCCUACAAAACGGUCUCACCCCUGAUGAAGUAACCUACUUGUCUUUACUAGUAGCCUGCAGCCACAGCGGAUCAACUCAGCAAGGCAAGUUCCUGUGGAACCAAAUGAAGGAGAGAGGCAUCAAAGCCGGGUUUAAGCACUAUUCUUGCAUGGUGAAUUUGGUAUCGAAAGCUGGGUUAGUAGACGAAGCAAUGGAACUGAUACAAGAAUCUCUUCCUGGAAACAACCAAACAGAGCUCUGGAGAACUCUGCUAAGCGCGUGUGUCAACACAAGAAACUUGCAGAUGGGGCUAUACGCAGGUGAGCAGAUCCUGAGACUUGAUCCAGAAGACACUGCAACGUACAUACUACUAUCGAAUCUUUAUGCGGUGAAAGGAAGAUGGGAGGAUGUUGCAGAGAUGAGAAGGAAGAUUAGAGGAUUAGCUUCUGCUAAAGAUCCAGGAUUGAGCUGGAUUGAAGUGAACAACAACAAUACUCAAGUUUUCUCCUCAGGAGACCAGUCUAACACAGAAGUAAUACAAGUGCAAGAUGAAUUACAUAGAUUAAAAAGUAAUAUGUUGUGUAGAUCAUCAUCCAUUGAACAAGAUCAAUUCAUUACAGAACCUGACGGUUUCCAUUAA